This is a messenger RNA of Daldinia loculata, 2043 nucleotides long. RefSeq lists its product as uncharacterized. Bases 1 to 2043 code for a protein of 680 amino acids. NCBI's taxonomy places the organism in Eukaryota, Fungi, Ascomycota, Sordariomycetes, Xylariales, Hypoxylaceae. The transcript has a single exon. The record is from RefSeq and is a predicted model, not a curated record.
AUGCGUGCUGCACAGAUUCUUAAGGCCAAGAGCAAGGCCAGGGAUCGGGCCAGCGCCCUUAAGCUCAGUGUCAAAACUGAUCUUCACAUGGAGGAUCCUGCAUCGACAAUCCCGACCGGGAUGGGCUUCACUCAGGUAGCCUCCGCUCCACCCCGGAAAGUCCAAUUUGACACAACGAACGAAGUGCCGUCCGUGCCGAAAGCGAGCGAAGCCAUGAUGAACUCUGAUUGGCGAAACAAUCGCCGUAACGGAAGCGGUGCUCAUUUCGCGGUCCCAGCUACCGCAUCCGUGGAGACGACCGAAUUCCAAAAGGCCGGUGGCAAGAAACCCAAGAAGCUCACUAUUGACACGGCUCUUGCUAAUGAGGUGACUGUUCGCCGGUACCGAGAUACUCCUAUUGACCCAGAUUUCAUCCAUUCUGCUCCCAUAACCAAGAAAGAUUAUGAGACGGCAGACAACGACACCAGGCCUGAUAGCUCCGAGGAUGUCCAAUAUUCUAGCAACGAUACAACUCUCUCUGUUGUUUCACCUACUACCAACAUGUCCACGAUUCGACUUGAGUCCCUAACUCCCAUCACUAGCGAAGGUUUCCGACAGUUUAACAUCAUGUGUAACUAUGGUCUAGAUGAAGAGUCAAAAUUUAGAAGCAGUGAUGAUGCCUAUGGCGACAAGCAUGGUCAAAAUGACAUGACAGUGAGAGCAAUCCCUAUCGUUUCCCCGCACAACAAGAAGAUAGAAGACCCUAUCUUCCCAAUAGCCGCAGUGAAGGCCAUCAAGCAUUCCAAGAGAUUCGCCCAUGCUGGAUGGGACAGCAUCGAUCAGGAGUUCGAGAAGAAUUGGGCUAUGCUUCAAGGCCCACGUACGGCUGGCCUUCCAGUCGAGAAGCUUAGAGAAGAGUACGAGUCUACUUGCUCCUCCGAGGCUGAGGUUGCAAAGAACCAAGCACGUUUCGAUGCUCUCAUCAGCAAACUCCAAAAGUCAUCCGCCAAUCGUAUCAACGCGCAGUCAGUCAUUGAUAUUAAGCCCUCUAAUUCUCCCAAGAGGCUAGAAGAGAAUGUACCUCUGAGUAAAUCAGUCUCACACGACUCUGGAAUCAGCGGCGUUAGUACAAAGACAUUGCAGAGCCAGGGUACUACAUUGAACCCAAAAGCUUCCGAGUUCCAAAUUUCGUCUAGUCCCGGUAUUAAUUGCCAGCCAGAUCUUCGCAAGUAUCCGCUAGACCAUAGCCACAAUGUACCUUUCGAACAGAAUGGCUAUAAAGUCACAUCAUCAACGGAUAGCGGCUCAAGUAGAACUCGCUCUGCGACUGCCGAGGACAUAGAAAAGAUUUAUGCAUUCAUGGACGAUUUGAAAGCACAAAUGACACGGAUUGAGGCAGGGGCUCAGCAGCGCCUGACAAUGAUGGAGACAAGUCCUAUGGCUCAACUAAGUCAUAUUCAGAACAUAGCCAGCCAACUUGGCUUGAGUCCUGUCCUUCAAGGGCCAUCUCGAGAUACUCAAAGCAUUCAUAGCUUUGGAUCCGGGCCUGGUCCAUGGUCAGGAGUUCAGACAAUACCAAAUUCUCAAUCCCAUCACAACGGUAAUGGCGCAUUCAUACCCCCCUCGCAUGUGCAUGACACACAGGCGCCUUCAUUACAGAUGGGACCGCCUCCAAUGUCGUACGGCCCAGGCCUCAGUUCACCACCAACUAUGGGAUGCCAAGGCUUCACGGGUCCCGUAAAUCCUAGCCCUCUACCCCUUCACGCUCAGGCCCAGAUCGUGUAUGGUCCUCGACCCGUGAGAAAGCCUAGAGGACCCCAACGCCCCGGUGAUCCAAUCUUCACUCAGCAGCAGCUAAGUUAUGAAGAAUACUUGGAGAACAAACGGGCCUCAGACCGUGCCUAUGCUAUGCAAUGCCGCGAUCGCCAGGCGAGACGUUUCCACCGACAGAGAGCUCAGCCCUCAGCCGGCUCCCAAAUGACAGCGCCCCCCAAUGCAGCGAUGGUCCCUCAAGUGAUGCCAAUCCCUCAAGCAACUACAACUGGUGCGGCUCAGGGAUGUUAA